Microthlaspi erraticum is the source of this 1164-nucleotide messenger RNA. The record is from the annotation of a GenBank genome assembly. NCBI's taxonomy places the organism in Eukaryota, Viridiplantae, Streptophyta, Magnoliopsida, Brassicales, Brassicaceae.
AUGAAGAAGCCUACCUUUCCAAGGAGGUUAUACACAAGAGGGGCUGAACCGGAAGCCCAAAAGAGCAUCUCCUACGGCAGCAACGACAAAAAGCUAUUUGCUGCCGUGAAAAAACUACUGAGUGAUGCCGAGUGGGAAACACUAUGCGACUCGCGAGUUGGUGUCUUCUGCAAGUUUCACGACCUCGACUUCGCGUGGUCUUCGAAGUUGGUCCACACGAUGCUCUCAUAUCAGUUAGAGUGCAAGAAGAAGUAUGAGAUCUGGGUUGCGGUUGCGGAUAGCCCAAUUAGAUUUUCCCUCCAUGAGUUUGAGCAUCUCACCGGCCUCAACUGCGACUAUGUGGAAGAUAUUGAUGACCCCAAGUGCAAGGUUACUCUAGAGAUGAGAGCAUUCUGGGAGAAGCUCGGAGUAGAUGUUGAGCUUGGUCCGAGUCAAGUGGAGAUCAUUCGUGCAUGCGAAUGGGCAACAUACUGGCCGAGUGAGGACAAACUUAGACUUGGUUACUUGGGCAUCUACACUGGCUUCAUUGCUGCUCGGAAAAACACCUCGUACACUCCUGUCAACCUGGAAUCCUCAAGGUGUUCUGGUGAAGAAUCCUAUACCCCGGAGUCUGCGAAGAGGAAAAGAGCCUCUGCCCCUGGAGAUGAAAUGCAGAAGAGGCAGUGUCCUGAGAGCGUAUCCUCUGCUGAAGAUGGCUUCAGUCGCUUCGAGGAGAAGAUGAAGGAAGGUGAUCCGCAUAGAAAAAACAGUCCAGUCUAUGCAAGCAGCAUCAAGGCGUCCAAACACCAACCUGUGGAACCUGACGCAGAUAAUGAGAAGAACGAGCCGUCUGUUGAAGAUGGUCGAGCCGAGGAGAAGGCUGCGAAGGAUGCUGCUGUUUCGGAGAAGGAUGCGAAGGAUGCCACUCCCAGGAAGGAUGCUACAGUCUCGGAGAAGGAUGCCACUCCCAAGAAGGACGAGUCGUCAGGUGAAGAGGAGGAGGAGGAGGCUGACAUCGGCGAGAAGAUUGGCGAUAACUCCACCGAGAAGGCUGCCACUCCUAAGCAGAGAAAAGCUCCAGCUCGGGUUAGUAACAAACCCUCUCCUACUAUGAAGAAAAAUCAGCCUGCUGAACCUACUAGGAUCCUUCGAAAUAGGAAGCAGAACCCCAAGUACAAGCAGUAG